GUCACCAUUACCAGGUUGUUGGCAGCACUUCUCGCACUCCUCUCCAGUAUGUUUGCUAAGGUUCCUCGUCUCCCGAUCUGCGUGGGCGUGAUGGUGGUAGUGUUGUUAGUGGGGGUAGUGGCAGCGCGCCCUUCCCUACCAGCAGAUCCACCCUACGCCCCUCCCUACUCCCAGCCCUCCUACAAGCAGGGUCGGCCAUACUCGUUCAGGUACGGGGUGAAGGACGACUACGCAGGCGCUGAUUAUGGCCAGGACGAGACCUCUGAUGGGCACCUGGUGAAGGGGUCGUACUUCGUGGCGCUCCCCGACGGCCGCCUCCAAACCGUGAAGUACCAGGCGGACCACGUCAUCGGAUACGUGGCAGACGUGGAGUUUGAUGGUGACGCCCAACACCCCAUCGCCCAGUACGGCGGCCCCAUCACCUUCAAGCCCAGCUCCCGCCCUUCAUAGUCCCAUCACACGUCACCUUCAGCGUCACUUUCAGGCCCAGCCACCCACCUUUUACAAUUCCGUCACACGUUAGCGUCAACUUCAGGUUCAUCUGCCGCCCUAGAUAUUCCCGUCACACCUCACCUUCAAAGACUACGGUCACCUUUCAGCCAUUUACCAAUUCAUGACGAGUCAUACUCAUCCCAACCACAUGCACAAGCCCACCACGACCAUGUUCAUCAGUUUCAGCGUCAUCCACUGAUCAUGACACCGUCACCUUCAAGGUCACCCACUAUCACCAUCCUAUCAACUUCAGGAUCACCAAUCGAUCAUGACCAUCACCUUCAAUCCCAUCCACUGACUAUGACCAUCACCUUCACCUCCACACAUCGAUCCUCCUUCUAUGAGACACAUCCUACACACUAAAGUUGACCUCCCCGCUGCUAGUGGCUUCCUCUUAACUCCUCCACCUUAACAGUCACCGAGUCAUGAACUUGUCUCACUACAUAAGGUAUCUUGUUGUGGCAGUAGUUGUAGUAACAGGUUAUACAGACACACUCGUCAACACUUCCUGGUCCCACUCACUACAUUCAUCAGUAACAAUGUAUAGGGAAUAUAUUCAUUCAUUUGUUAACGAUAAUAUAUUCUCCAGGCAGUGUUAAUGUUAAUCUGGACGAUAUUAAUUGGGAGGUGUGUAAUAUAUUAACGAACACACAGGUAAUAUUAAUGAUAAUACCUUUGUGUAUAUUCCCUCUAUAUCUCAGAAGAGAGGUAAAGGUGGGGUAUUUUUUCACAUAUAUUUCUGAUAGUGACAAAGACAAACACAGUGAUGAUUAAUGACUGAGAAUAAUAAAAACAAGUCGCCGGUGACCCAGACACAGAGCAGCAGACUGUAAAUCAAUCGGGUAUUUUUUGGUUCAGUUAGGGUAGAGUUAAGCUCCCCUGUCCUGGCGUACUGACUUAAUUAAUAACUUGGUAAUUGAAAAACUGAGCCAAAAAUAAUAACUACAAAUUAUUAUUAUUCAUAUAAUUUUUUUUAUAACGUUAUAUCAAGUGUGAAUGACUGCCCGAAAUGUUUAACACUUUAGAGAAAAUUUUAAUAAUUUUUUUUCGCAAUAAAACACCUCGGUAUAUACAAUAUCCAUAUAAGCUUUAAAUCCCUUUCCAUUGUUAUAAAU
Molecule: messenger RNA, 1607 nt
Organism: Homarus americanus (American lobster)
Lineage: Eukaryota; Metazoa; Arthropoda; Malacostraca; Decapoda; Nephropidae
Product: cuticle protein 7-like
Exons: 4
Coding region: 49-450 (133 amino acids)
Cellular component (GO): extracellular matrix
Source: RefSeq, a predicted model, not a curated record